UGUUUCUGAAUCCUGUUCGGAGAGAGAGAAAAUGGUUGGACAUCUGGGAAUCAUUUGCUCCAGCUCUUGCUUUCUUUCUCUGCCUUGUCAUCGUCGACCCUUCUUGACCAAACGCAGACCAUUAGCUCUGGCAGCCAUGGGUGAUGAUCCAAUACGUGAGUGGAUUCUGUCUGAAGGAAAGGCUACAGAGAUUACAAGGAUUAGUCCUAUUGGUGGUGGUUGCAUCAAUCUUGCCCAUCGCUAUGACACUGAUGCUGGUUCUUUCUUUGUUAAAACAAACAGGACUAUUGGACCCUCAAUGUUUGAGGGAGAGGCUUUGGGUUUAGGUGCUAUGUAUGAAACCAAGUCAAUCCAUGUACCAAGACCAUUUAAGGUAGGAGCCUUUCCAACAGGUGGUUCAUAUAUUAUUAUGGAAUUUAUUGAAUUUGGUGUAUCUAGAGCCGGUCAGUCUGUAUUGGGGAGGAAACUUGCUGAAAUGCAUAAAGCAGGGAAGUCAGAGAAAGGCUUUGGCUUUGAUGUUGAUAACACCAUUGGCAGUACUCCACAGAUAAACACUUGGACAUCAGAUUGGAUUGAAUUUUAUGCAAAGCAUAGAUUGGGUUACCAACUGAAGUUGGCACGAGAUCAAUAUGGUGAUUCCACCAUUUAUGAAAGAGGUCAGAGACUGGUCAAGAAUAUGGGACCUCUCUUUGAAAAUAUUGUUAUAGAGCCAUGUCUACUCCAUGGAGACUUAUGGAGUGGUAAUAUCAGCUCUGACAAAAAUGGCGAGCCUGUCAUACUUGACCCUGCAUGUUAUUACGGACAUAAUGAGGCAGAAUUUGGCAUGUCAUGGUGCGCUGGAUUUGGAGGAUCUUUUUAUAAUGCAUAUUUUGAGGUGAUGCCCAAACAACCAGGAUUUGAAAAGCGAAGAGACCUUUAUAUGCUCUACCACUACUUGAACCAUUACAAUCUUUUUGGUUCUGGUUACCGGCCAUCAGUCAUGUCCAUCAUCGAUGACUACUUGCGGAUGUUAAAGGGCUAGAACAUGCCUGAAAUUUGCAAUUCUUAGUUGUACUAGUGGAAGUUAAAAUGCCAUGUUCUCUCUGUGUACAUGCACUUCUUGCUAAAGAAUUGAACAGUUUGUAUACAAGUUUGUAAUUCUUGGCUUGCGCAGCCUUCCAGUUUACCAUGUUAUAGCUUAGAAUUGUAGCGUCCUAAGCUGCAGAACCUUGUACUUAGUUUAUGGUCUGGGUGUAUAGUUGUUGAAUGUGUUUUAGUUGGUGACUUUGUUUUUUUGGAGGAAAAUUUUCACUCAACGCAUCAAAAAGAGUGACUUGAUUUUCUAUUGUUUGUCGAAUAA
This is a messenger RNA of Diospyros lotus (date-plum), 1339 nucleotides long. Its product is annotated as protein-ribulosamine 3-kinase, chloroplastic. NCBI's taxonomy places the organism in Eukaryota, Viridiplantae, Streptophyta, Magnoliopsida, Ericales, Ebenaceae. The transcript is spliced from 9 exons. The record is from RefSeq and is a predicted model, not a curated record. The coding region runs from base 32 to 1021 and encodes 329 amino acids.